This is a messenger RNA of Physella acuta, 2170 nucleotides long. Its product is annotated as alpha-(1,3)-fucosyltransferase C. The record is from RefSeq and is a predicted model, not a curated record. Gene Ontology annotation, molecular function: fucosyltransferase activity. NCBI's taxonomy places the organism in Eukaryota, Metazoa, Mollusca, Gastropoda, Physidae. Gene Ontology annotation, cellular component: membrane.
AUGCCUCUAGCACCUGGUGAACUCACUGUUAAAAAGAUGACUCUUGAAAAGGGUAAUGUUGAUGACGAUGGCAAAGCAAAGGAUAAGAAACAAACUGUUGAUGUAAAUCUCGACAAUAAAGAAGAUCGGCAGGUCGAUGGCCGGCGUGAGAACUUUAAAGACCAGGAACAAUUUUAUGAAAAGACCGGUAACUCUAUAUUAGCUUACAUGAAAGGUUCCCUCCCUAUGAGUAAAAUAGAUGAGCCCCAUGUUUGCGUCAGCACGCUGUAUGUGUUCUGUAGCGAGCAGGAAGUGAAGGAGAGAUACGCCAUACCUAAUGGUGAAACUACAACAAGAGAUGCUACAAGUAGAGGCAGUAGAGUUGAUGACACAGAUAGAGGCAGUAGAGUUGAUGACGGGUUCGGGCGAAUACGUCGCAAGCUGGACACUGGUCAGAGCAUCUCCAUCACGCUGCCCUACAUCCAGGACUGGCUAGAGGGUUACAUGAAAAACACGCCCAGAUGUCCAGUCAACAGGUGUAACUUUCACCUGGGCAACGCCACGAAAGACACGGACGUGUUCAUGGUGGGCGCUGUCUUGCUGAAGGACAAGACCUUGCCCACGCAGAGGUGGCCGGGUCAGCUGUAUGUUAUUUAUGCUGACGAGUCGGCUGCCCACUACCGCAGUGAUAUUACACAAGAAAACUCGACCUGGAGACACGCCUUCAACCUGACGGUGACCCACAGGUCUGACGCAGAUCUCCACUACCCCUACGGCAGGCUGUUAUACAGCCCGCUGUCUGCUGACCAGAGGCCAGAUUACUAUGAACUGGCGAGGAAGAAAAAUGAGAGCAUCGUCUGGUUUGUCAGUCACUGCGAGACCCAGUCCAAGAGGGAAUUGUACGUGAAGGAGAUGCAGAAAUAUGUGAACAUAACGAUCAUUGGCCGGUGUGGAGGUGUAGACCCGACCUGCCCACACAGAGACCAGGGACAAUGCAUGCACGACAUCUUCAAAGACUACCUGUUCUACCUGUCCUUCGAGAACUCCAUCUGCCACGAGUACGUGACAGAGAAGGUGUUCAAGGUGUUCGUCCAGGAGACCCCCAUUAUCCCAGUGGUCAGGGGCGGGUCCGACUAUGCCAGAGUUCUCCCAGCCAACACGUUUAUCGACGCCGAUUGGUUUCAGACGCCGAAAGAACUGGCGCUGUUUUUGACGGCGUUGGGCCGAGAUCUGAAGACGUACUCGCGGAUGUUGGAGCUCAAGUCUAUGUACAAGACGCUGCCGAAGUUCCUCGUAUUAUGUGAAGUGUGUAGGGCCCUGGUGCACCAGCUUGUCAAACCAAAAGUUUACGACAUCAAGAAGUGGUUAGAUGCCGGCUGUAGGGAGCCUAAAAACUUUACAGUAUCAGCGAGGGAGGAGAAUUUAACCUCAUGAAUCUCUUGACUCUUAAACACCGGGUUUUCUGUUUUACUAAAUCAAUUAUUUAUACAAUAAAUGGCACGCGCCGACCAGAUAAAAAGCUUUAAAUAACAGAGUGUUUCUUACAUAUUGUAAAUAAAACAAAACUGCUGAAGUUUAAAAAUUCCUUAAGGAGGUACUCUACCUAUUCUAAUGUUUCCAGUUUUGCAGCUUUUACAACUAUCGAAUAAUAGUAAUUCCUACCACCUUUUCGCAAUUUUAAAAUUCAAACUCUGUGGGAAUCUUUGAAAGGCGAACUUUUUGUCUCCUAUCAGAUUUCCAUAAGACGCAUAAUAUCCUUGGCAUAAUUAGCUAAAACAGAAGCAAAAUACUGAAGGAAAAAAGUGCAACUACUUCCAAAUGAUGAAAAGAAUAACUAAAUUUUUUUUUCAGAAUUACAGCCUUUGAAACAGGUAAUGUUCUUUGAAAAUUGGCAUUGAAAUUAGCAUUGAAAUUAGCAGUAAAGAGGUGUAUUAACAGUACAGUGAUCUAGCCUUAUUCUCUGCAUACGUGUGUUGAGUUCGAAAUAUUGAUUUUUUUGUCAUGUACAUUUAUAGGUAUAGGAUUUCCAUUUUUUUUAAAAACCUAAAUUUUUAAACAUCGUAACUUUUCUACUACUUGAGAUAUAUGAACAAAAUUGGUAUCCACUAUCUUAGGAUCUUGAGUUCUUGACAUGGCAACUUUUUAGAAAACAGGUUUGACAUAUUUAAUUGAUUGAAUAUAGCUUUGCAUU